Molecule: messenger RNA, 2212 nt
Organism: Cercocebus atys (sooty mangabey)
Lineage: Eukaryota; Metazoa; Chordata; Mammalia; Primates; Cercopithecidae
Gene: ATP6V1C2
Product: ATPase, H+ transporting, lysosomal 42kDa, V1 subunit C2
Exons: 12
Coding region: 392-1570 (392 amino acids)
Biological process (GO): proton transmembrane transport
Cellular component (GO): vacuolar proton-transporting V-type ATPase, V1 domain; lysosomal membrane
Molecular function (GO): proton-transporting ATPase activity, rotational mechanism
Source: RefSeq, a predicted model, not a curated record
UCAUAAGAAGAAUGGCUCAGAGCGUGGUGGAAGUCAUGGAGGACUCAAAGGGGAAGGCCCAGGAGCACCUCCUGGCAAACGGAGGGCACCCAUGAACUAGUGAUUGACAGGAUGAACCAGAGGCGUGCAUUGUUGCAUUUUAAUCCUAUUUCCUCCGGGGACAAUUAGGGCACCUUGACUGCUCGCAGCCGGUCAGACCUGGUCCAAAAGUCACUUCUGGAUUUUCCUUUUCUCACCUGUAAAUGGACUGAAUGGCUUCACAGGCUCUUGGCUUCACCGGGACCUGUUGUUUCUGCUUGUUCCUUGCCUCUAGUUGAGCUGGGAGCAGGGAAGGACACAGCUUUGAUUGCAGCGAGGGCUGGCAAACACCUUGCCCAGCCUGGGCCCCAGAAUGUCCACAGAAGACAGAAACCCUCGAGGCUUGUCUGGCUUGCUGGGCGAUGGGCCACAGCCUGGUUGGUCACCAUCCCUCAUGCUGCUGCCUGCCAGGCAGGCCUUGGUUUGGUUCUCGGACAAGACUGUCAUGGCUCAAGAGUUGCCAGCCUGUGCAAAGCGUGUUUUGAUGAGGGUUGACUUAACAUCCUUUGUGACCCACUUUGAAUGGGACAUGGCCAAAUACCCUGCCAAGCAGCCGCUCGUGAGCGUGGUGGACACAGUAGCCAAGCAACUGGCACAGAUCGAGAUGGACCUGAAGUCCCGAACGGCCGCUUACAACACUCUGAAGACAAACCUGGAGAACCUGGAAAAGAAAUCCAUGGGGAACCUCUUCACCCGGACACUGAGUGAUAUUGUGAGCAAGGAGGACUUCGUGCUGGAUUCUGAGUAUCUCAUCACACUUCUGGUCAUCGUCCCCAAACCAAACUAUUCACAAUGGCAAAAAACCUACGAAUCUCUCUCAGAUAUGGUGGUCCCUCGAUCAACCAAACUCAUUACUGAGGACAAGGAGGGGGGCCUUUUCACUGUGACUCUGUUUCGAAAAGUGAUCGAAGACUUCAAAACCAAGGCCAAAGAAAACAAGUUCACUGUUCGUGAAUUUUACUAUGAUGAGAAAGAAAUUAAAAGGGAAAGGGAGGAGAUGGCCAGAUUACUGUCCGAUAAGAAGCAACAGUAUCAAACUUCCUGUGUUGCUCUUAAAAAGGGAUCAUCCACCUUCCCGGACCACAAGGUUAAGGUAACCCCGCUAGGUAACCCUGAUAGGCCCGCUGCGGGGCAGACCGACAGAGAGAGAGAGAGUGAGGGCGAGGGUGAGGGCCCCCUGCUGCGCUGGCUCAAGGUGAACUUCAGCGAAGCCUUCAUUGCCUGGAUCCACGUGAAGGCCCUCAGAGUGUUUGUGGAGUCCGUGCUGAGGUAUGGACUACCAGUGAACUUCCAGGCAGUGCUCCUGCAGCCGCUUAAGAAGUCAUCCACCAAGCGUUUAAGAGAGGUUCUAAACUCUGUCUUCCGACAUCUGGAUGAAGUAGCCGCUACAAGUAUACUGGAUGCAUCUGUGGAGAUCCCGGGACUGCAACUCAAUAACCAAGACUAUUUUCCCUAUGUCUACUUCCAUAUUGACCUUAGUCUUCUCGACUAGAAAGGCCAGCUGGCACCUGUGUCUCAUGUUCGUGCAGACUAUUUAGCCAGAGAAUGGUUCAAAUGUCUUACAGAACUAAGAUUUUUUUCAGAGAAAUUGCUCACAAAAGUUAGUGACAGUUGUAUUUAUUUUUUUUAAGUUACAAUAAAAUGCUCUCAAGUCCUUUGAAGGUUCUAACAAAUUCAAAACUUCAUUUUCCUGAAUGUUUUACAUAAAUGCGAACUACGUGUUCGCACUGGUAACCUGCUGCUGUAUUUCAUGUCUUAAUGGCUAUUCUGAGGUUCAUAACAACAUAGAAAGCCUUGCACUGUAUAACCAGCUAGAUUCCUUAAUAAUUAGUCACUAGAGACAGCCCAAAGACAAAUAUUGGGCGGGAAAUCAGUGCUCACUGAGCCCGGUUUCCAUGUAAAAUCUCUGUUGUGGGGGGCAUUGAUGGCGCCAUCUGAAGCAAAGAGAUCUUGUUUUUUGUUUAAAAAAGUUUAUGGGGGAGGAAAGAUAUCUGUGUAUCACUUCAAAAUAUUAAUUUACUGCUAAACAUCACUCUGAAUUUAUGAUGUAGAUACUAAUUUCAUACAUUUAUCGGCAUUAUCCAAAAUAUUUUAUUCUUUAAUGGAAAAAGCCAUUAAUAUUCAAAUGAAGGAA